GUGAAAGUACACGGUAAAAUGUCUGCUGCUUGUAGCAGGUAGGUGGUCACGUCUGCUCCUGGCCUGGACCAUGUCUGCCAACCUCCUGGAGCAUCCCCUGACCACGAAGAGUGACCAGCCGGCAGAGGAGGAGGAGGUCAGCUUCUUACUGGUGGACGACAACGAGAACCUGCAGGUGAAAGAUGUUCCAGACCUCAUUACCAAACUCGGGUGUAGUCCACAAGAGCCAGUUAAAGUUCUCAGUAUUUUUGGCAACACCGGAGAUGGGAAGUCCCACACACUCAACCAUAUGUUUUUUGGAGGUGUCGAGGUCUUCAGAACCUCCCCUUCUCAGGAUUCUUGUACCAUAGGGGUGUGGGCUGCCUACUACCCACCCUUGUCUCUGGUCCUGCUGGACACUGAAGGUCUUCUUGGGGCAACUGACAAGCAGAACCAGAGGCUACGUCUUCUCCUGAAGGUCCUUGCUGUGUCAGACCUGGUGAUAUAUAGAACACGGGCAGAGAGGUUACACAAUGAUAUGUUCCAGUUUCUUGGGAAUGCUUCCAAGGCUUACUUGAAGUUCUUUACCCCGGAACUGAAAGCCUUAUCAAGUCGCUGUGGUCUGGAAGUCACCUUGUCCAGUCUUGGACCAGCACUUCUUAUUUUCCAAGAGACUUUACGGACAAAUCUGCUUGGUCAUGGAAGUAAAGUCCACGGACAAGCAGAGAUCGAUCUUCUAAAGAGAUUCCAUGAUCUCGGGACCCCUCCAGAGGCCUUUAGUUCAAUACAGUACGUGGGAACAAAGACUGUAGUCCCUCCUACAGAUUUCUCCCAAUUAAAAGAGACCGUGAAGAAGCAGGUGUUGGAUACAUCCACUCGUUCCUCCAGGCCACUGGCCCACGUGUUCACAGCUUUACAGAGCCUAAGCGAGCGCUUCUCAGGGGAUAUCCCAGACGAGCAGGUUCAUAUCACCUCCUUCUUCCCCGACGAAUACUUCACCUGUUCCCUGCGUUGUCUGAGCUGCCGGUCUCGAUGCAAGAACAGGAUGAACCAUCUGAAGGAUGGCGUUCCCCACCAAGCAGAUGGUUUGUGCCAAUAUGCCCAUGAAUAUAACAACAAAGCUUUGAUAUGCAGGCGAUGUUAUGAGAGUGGACGAGAGAUGCUGGUCAUCCCAAGGACAGUGGCAUCCACAGACAGCCCCUGGUUCGGUUUGGCAAAAUACGCCUGGUCUGGGUAUGUUCUUGAAUGUCGAGUGUGUGGGAUCAUUUACCGCAGUCGACAGUAUUGGUACGGAAAUCAAGAACCAGAUGGAUCAGUUGUUCGUCAGGAGAUUCGACACGUCUGGUCUGAGAAUGACUCCUGCUCUUUGGACCAACACAAUGCAGCCCAGCGAGUAUUGGACGGGGUGACUCUCGUCAUUCAGUCUGUGAAUGAGUACAGUUCUGGGCCCACCCGCGCAGUCACUUCCUGGGUAACUGACCGUGUGGCUCCUUCUUAUUGGCGACCCAAUGCAGAGAUUACAGAGUGUCACGGGUGCAAGAACAUCUUCCAGGAGGCUGAGCGGAAACAUCAUUGCCGAGCUUGUGGAGAGGGCUUCUGCCAUAACUGCUCCAAUCAGAAAAUGCCUGUUCCUGAGAGGGGCUGGGGACCGUCACCUGUACGCGUCUGUAAGAAGUGUCACAGUAAAGGGCCUGGAAAAGGUCUCCAGACAGUGAAAGAUGAUGGGAGUAAUCUCUUACCUCGCAAAGUGACUGAGAUGGCUCAGAGCUCGCUGAACAUGGUGUCAUCUGUCAUAGACUUUCCUCUGCAUUUUGUGAAGGAAGCGGCACGCCCCAGUUACUGGGUAUCGGACCAAGAGAUCACCCAAUGCCAUGGGUGCAAAAAGACAUUCACACCUACGAUGUCACGACAUCACUGCCGGGCUUGUGGUCAGGGUUUCUGCCGAGUGUGCUCUGAUUUUCAGCGGCCUGUCCCUUCUCGUGGGUGGUAUCAUCCUGUCCGGGUGUGCCAGAGUUGUAACAUUAAGAAGGCGGAACUGUAAAGCCAAUUACCGUAUGUCUCGAUCCAUUGUGGUGGCUGAUGGGUGCACCAGGUGGAAGAGCUCACUAGAGACCUAUAUAGACUAUACCUAUAGUGGAUAUCUGGAGUAAUCACCUGCUAUGGCACAAUAACGUAAUACCACUAUGCAAAGUGGGUCUGGAACAUAAACUUGAUUAAUUCAUCUCUUUCAGGAAUAUUCAUGUGAUCUUCAGACUGGAAUCAGGUUCACUAGAUCAUUGAAUAGUGGAACUUAGUGUAAACCAUUUAAAGGGCAUCUGUCAGCAGUUUUGUCCCUAUGACACUGGCUGACCUGUUACAUGUGCACUUGGCAGCUGAAGGCAUCCGUGUUGGUCCCAUGUUCAUAUG
This is a messenger RNA of Bufo gargarizans (Asiatic toad), 2385 nucleotides long. Its product is annotated as zinc finger FYVE domain-containing protein 1-like. Lineage: Eukaryota; Metazoa; Chordata; Amphibia; Anura; Bufonidae. The coding region runs from base 71 to 2020 and encodes 649 amino acids. Gene Ontology annotation, molecular function: metal ion binding. The transcript is spliced from 11 exons. The record is from RefSeq and is a predicted model, not a curated record.